UUUAAGGAGCUGGUACCUGGGGGAGGGCUGCUGCUUGGGAUCGUCUCCGGAACCCGCAGUCUCUUUGAAACAGAUUCCUGAUAAACGUUUUGGUCCCGCCUGGAUUUAUUUCGCUCCCUCGAAGAUAUGCAGAUUGCAGUGUUUUUGGACCGCUGGUGGAACUCACUGAAGAUUUAGCUGCCUCCGGGAUAACUCCACCGGGUGGUGGAUCUGCCGCCGUCAAGCCCUCGGAGGGAGCCUUUGUGAACCGAGGCCAUGUCGAACCCUUUGAAGCAAGUGUUCAACAAGGACAGGACCUUCCGCCCGAAGCGGAAAUUCGAACCCGGGACACAGCGCUUCGAGCUCCAUAAAAAAGCCCAGGCGUCGCUCAACGCGGGCUUGGACUUGAAGCUGGCCGUCCAGUUGCCCCCCGGCGAGGAGCUGAACGACUGGGUGGCCGUCCACGUGGUGGAUUUUUUCAACCGGAUCAACCUCAUCUACGGGACCGUCAGCGACCAUUGUACAGAGCAGUCCUGCCCGGUUAUGUCUGGAGGGCCCAAAUACGAGUACCGGUGGCAGGACGAGAAGUACCGCAAGCCGACGGCCCUCUCCGCCCCCAAAUACGUGGACCUCCUCAUGGAUUGGAUCGAGGUCCAGAUCAACAACGAAGACCUGUUUCCCACCAGCGUGGGCACCCCGUUUCCCAAGAACUUCCUCCAGGCGGUGAAAAAGAUCCUGUCUCGUCUUUUCCGGGUCUUCGUCCAUGUUUACAUCCACCACUUCGACUGCAUCGCCCAGAUGGGUUCAGAAGCUCAUGUGAAUACCUGUUACAAGCACUUUUACUAUUUCGUCAAAGAGUUCGGCCUCAUCGAUGUCAAGGAACUGGAGCCGCUGAAGGAAAUGACAUCAAGGAUGUGCCGCUGACGUCCUGGGAGGCUUCCUGCUCCUCCCCAUUUCUUGGGUAUUCCCUUUUUCUCAGGACUGUGGAACUCCUCACCACCAGAUAAUCCCUUAGCUAUCUAAUGUGACCAUUUCCUUUUAAUAUAAUAAAAACAAGAGAUGUGUGUCUAUAUAUAUAUUAAAUGAGAUGUUUUUACAAUUCA
This is a messenger RNA of Pogona vitticeps (central bearded dragon), 1082 nucleotides long. RefSeq names its product MOB kinase activator 3A (gene MOB3A). The record is from RefSeq and is a predicted model, not a curated record. NCBI's taxonomy places the organism in Eukaryota, Metazoa, Chordata, Lepidosauria, Squamata, Agamidae.